Dentiscutata erythropus is the source of this 172-nucleotide messenger RNA. Lineage: Eukaryota; Fungi; Glomeromycota; Glomeromycetes; Diversisporales; Gigasporaceae. The record is from the annotation of a GenBank genome assembly.
AAGACGCCAAGAACAGCAAAAACGCACCGUAGACGAUGACACAUCCACAACACCUGAAGUCAAUUGCACCAAAAGCCACAUUGACCCCAAAAAUGUGGCUUUAGAGGUGGCUGGCUCCAAGAACAACAAAAUUGCAACUUCAAAAGGGCUACAAAAAUUAAGCCGAAAGUGA